AUGACGGUGCCGCUCAAGGACUACACGCUCUUUAAGCCCUACCAGCUCAGUAAAAACCUCGAGCUCAAAAACCGCAUAGUCAUGUCCCCGCUCACGCGCGCCCGAUGCGACCCCGUGACCCACGAGGCAGGACCCAUGCAAGUCGAGUACUACUCGCAGCGUGCCGGCGCCGGACUCAUCGUCACGGAAGCCGUCGCCGUGUCCGUGCAAGGCUUCGGAUGGUACGGCGCCCCAUGCAUGUACACGGAGGCCCACCGAGACUCGUGGAAGCCCGUCGUGGACGCCGUCCACACCAAAGGAGCCAAAAUCUUCCUGCAGAUAUGGCACAUCGGCCGCCAGGGCCACCCGAGCUUCAGCGGAGACGUCGUGGGACCCUCCGCCAUCGCACCUGUGUCGGGCCACACCCGCGACGUGAACGCCGAGCAAGCUCCGUACGAAGUCUGCCGUGAGCUGCGCACCGACGAAAUUCCCGAGAUCAUCAACGACUUCUGCAAGGCCGCGCGUCUGGCCAAGGAGGCCGGCGUCGACGGCGUCGAUAUCCACGCAGCCAACGGAUACCUGCCCGACACGUUCCUGCAGUCGGUCACCAACACGCGCACGGACAAGUACGGCGGCUCCAUCGAGAACCGCGCGCGCUUCCUGCUGGAGCUGGUGGAGGCGCUGCAGAAGGAGUGGCCCGCCGACCGCAUCGGCCUGCGACUGUCGCCCAACGGUUUCUACGGCGACACCGGCAGCGCCGACAACUACGACAUGUGCUGCUACGUGGCCGACAAGCUCAGCUCGUAUGGACUCGCGUACCUGGCCACGCUGGACGGCUUCGGCUUCGGCUUCCAGGACAAGGGCCCGCUCACCAAGCCCUUCGACGUCAAGAAGAACUUCAGGGGCACCGUCAUGGCCGCCAACAGCUACACGCGCGACACGGCCGAGGGCGUCUUGCUCAGCGGUGCGGCCGACCUCGUGGGCUUCGGCCGCCCGUACAUCUCGAACCCGGACCUGGCGGAGCGCUUCAUCAACGACUGGCCGCUGAACGCGCCGGCCGGGUACGACACGUGGUUCGGCACGCGCAUGCCCGGUCCUCGCGGCUACAUCGACUUUACGGUGUACAACCCGGACUCGAAGUGA
Phytophthora sojae is the source of this 1122-nucleotide messenger RNA. RefSeq lists its product as hypothetical. The record is from RefSeq and is a predicted model, not a curated record. The transcript has a single exon. NCBI's taxonomy places the organism in Eukaryota, Oomycota, Peronosporomycetes, Peronosporales, Peronosporaceae. The coding region runs from base 1 to 1122 and encodes 373 amino acids. Gene Ontology annotation, molecular function: oxidoreductase activity; FMN binding.